Messenger RNA from Tauraco erythrolophus (red-crested turaco), 3798 nucleotides. The record is from RefSeq and is a predicted model, not a curated record. Lineage: Eukaryota; Metazoa; Chordata; Aves; Musophagiformes; Musophagidae.
AUGGUUGCUGGAAGCCGGGCUCCGACGUGCCGAGUGUCGCAGGCUCAGGCCCGUGAGCUCAAGACGGGGGUGCUCGCUCGCACCGGAGCGCCGUGGGCUCACGCGGCGCUACGGCCCCGAGCCGUGGCUCGUGGCGGGGCUCUGGGUGCUGACGCAAGACGGAAUGACGGUGAGGUCUGCCAUAAAUCCUAUACUCAGUUUUCAAACCUUUGUCGUCAUAAGCGCAUGCAUGCUGAUUGCAGAACCCAAAUCAAGUGCAAAGACUGCGGACAAAUGUUCAGCACUACGUCUUCCUUAAAUAAACACAGGAGAUUUUGUGAGGGCAAGAACCAUUUUGCAGCAGGAGGAUUUUUUGGCCAAGGCAUUUCACUUCCUGGAACCCCAGCUAUGGAUAAAACGUCCAUGGUUAAUAUGAAUCAUGCAAAUCCGGGCCUUGCUGACUAUUUUGGAGCCAAUAGGCAUCCUGCUGGUCUUACCUUUCCAACAGCUCCUGGAUUUUCUUUUAGCUUCCCUGGUCUGUUUCCUUCAGGCUUGUACCACAGGCCACCUUUGCUACCUACUAGUUCUCCUGUUAAAGGACUACCGAGCGCAGAUCAGACAAACAAAAGUCAAAGUCCCCUCAUGACAAAUCCUCAGAUACUGCCAGCCACCCAGGAUAUUUUGAAGGCACUAAAUAAGCAACCAUCAGUAGGGGAGAAUAAGCCAGUGGAGCUUCAACCAGAGAGGUCCUCUGAAGAGAGGCCGCAUGAGAAACUCAGUGACCAGUCAGAGAGUAGUGACCUUGACCUUGACGAUGUCAGUACCCCCAGUGGCAGUGACCUGGAAACCACCUCGGGCUCUGAUCUGGAAAGUGACAUUGAAAGUGAGAAAGAGAAAUUUAAAGAAAAUGGUAAAAUGUUCAAAGACAAAGUAAGCUCUCUGCAGAGCCUGGCGUCAAUAAAUAAUAAGAAAGACCACAGCAAUCAUUCCAUUUUCUCACCAUCCUUAGAGGAGCAGACUGCGGUGUCAGGAGCGGUGAAUGAUUCUAUAAAGGCUAUUGCUUCUAUUGCUGAAAAGUACUUUGGUUCAACAGGACUUGUGGGGCUGCAAGACAAAAAAGUCGGAGCCUUACCUUACCCUUCCAUGUUUCCCCUCCCAUUUUUUCCAGCAUUCUCUCAAUCAAUGUAUCCAUUUCCUGAUAGAGACUUGAGACCGUUACCCUUGAAAGUGGAGCCCCAAUCACCCAGUGAAAUAAAGAAGAUCCCAAAGGGAAGCUCUGAGUCUCCCUUUGACCUCACCAUAAAGCGUAAGGAGGAGAAGUCACUCACUCCCAUACCCUCAAAGCCAACAGCCCCCUCUGCAGCAAGCCAGGACCAGCCUCUAGAUCUCAGCAUGGGCAGCAGAAGUCGAGCCAGCAGUGCAAAACAAGCCGAGCCUCGGAAAAACCACGUCUUUGGAGACAAGAAAGGAGGCGAUCUCGAGCAAAGGAAAGCUUCGGAGUCCUCCUUGCAGCACGCCAGGCCCACCCCCUUCUUUAUGGAUCCCAUUUACAGAGUAGAAAAAAGAAAGCUAACUGACCCACUGGAAGCUUUAAAAGAGAAAUACUUGAGACCUUCCCCAGGAUUCUUGUUUCAUCCACAAUUCCAAUUGCAUGAUCAAAGAAUUUGGAUGUCGGCUAUAGAAAACAUGGCCGAAAAGCUGGAGAGCUUUAGCGCCCUGAAACCAGAGGCCAACGAGCUGAUCCAGUCGGUGCCAUCCAUGUUCAACUUCCGCGCGCCGCCCAGCGCCCUGCCCGAGACUCUGCUGCGGAAGGGCAAGGAGCGCUACACCUGCAGAUACUGUGGCAAGAUUUUCCCGAGAUCUGCAAACCUAACACGUCACCUGAGGACGCACACUGGAGAGCAGCCCUAUAGAUGCAAAUACUGUGACAGGUCCUUUAGCAUAUCUUCUAACCUGCAGAGACAUGUCCGUAACAUCCACAAUAAAGAGAAGCCAUUCAAGUGUCACUUGUGUGACAGGUGUUUUGGUCAACAAACCAAUCUUGACAGACAUCUAAAGAAGCACGAGAAUGGGAACAUGUCUGGUACUGCAACUUCUUCACCUCACUCAGAACUGGAAAGCACAGGGGCAAUCCUAGACGACAAGGAAGACUCUUACUUCACAGAAAUUAGGAAUUUUAUUGGAAACAGCAACCACAACAAUCAGUCCCCCCGAAACUCAGAGGAGAGAAUGAAUGGCAGCCACUUUAAGGAUGAAAAAGCCAUGGUAACCAGCCAGAACUCAGAUUUGCUGGAUGACGAAGAGGCAGAAGAUGAAGUAAUGAUGGACGAAGAAGACGAGGAGGGUGAAAUUGCAGGGAAAGCAGUCAAAGAGCCUGUUACGAGUGACAUGCACGAGGGGACCCCGGAGGAGGAUUACGAGGAAACGAGUACUUUGGACAUGAACUGCAAAGCUUCCCCUGGCAGGUAUAAAGAGGAGGAGUAUAAUAAGACUGGACUUUCGGCUUUGGACCACAUAAGGCACUUCACAGAUAGCCUCAAAAUGAGGAAAAUGGAAGAAAAUCAAUAUAGUGAAGCGGAAUUGGCAGCUUUCAAUACGUCCCAGCUGCCAGAGGACCUAAAACAACCAUUGUACAGGAAAUCCAAAUCCCAGGCGUACGCGAUGAUGCUCUCUCUCUCCGACAAGGACUCCCUUCAUUCCGCAUCCCACAAUUCUCCCAAUAUGUGGCACAGUAUGGCGAGAGCCGCUGCAGAAUCCAGCGCCAUUCAAUCCAUCAGUCACGUAUGACAUUGUGAAGUCUUAACCGAGGAUGGGACCAAGUCCAAACCAGUAGCAUGGCUCUCUCAUAUAUGACUAUUUAAAAGACUGCUGAGCAGAAUGCCUUAUAAAUCUGCAGGGUCACUCAUUUAAAGUCCGGUGACCUUAAACUGAAUAAUUUUAAAAAGAAAGAAACUAUUUAUUCUCAAUAUUUUGUUUUGCACAGCAAAGGCAGCUGCUGACUUCUGGAGGAUCAAUGCGACUUAAAAAAAAAAAAAAAAAAAGUUUCAGUGGAUUAUGUAAACCAGGGCCGGGAAAAAGUGUCUUCCAGUUCACCCGGCUUUGAGGGGCAGGGGCAAAAGGGUUAAGACUGCAUUGAUACACACAUGGGCACUCCUUUAAAGUAGGAACUGAAUUGAUUUUCUUUUUGUAUAAGAUAGUUGGACACAGGAUUGGGAACAGUUGCUUUUAUGUACAAAUCUCUUCAUUAAAGCUUUAUGCGUUUGAGCCCUUCAAAGAAAGAAAAUAGUUCUAUCAAAUGCACACUGUCCAUCGUAAAUGUAGAAAGAAGUAACAGGGAAUAUUUUGUUCUCUCCGUAAUUCUUUUGCCUUCUCAACUGCAUUGUUAAAAAAAAAAGGAAAAACAAGGAAAAAAAGAAAGAAAGGAAAAAAAAAAGAACUCUGAGAAACAAUAUGUAAGAGGCUUGUGUAUAUUGUAAACUAUGAAUGUUCACUACUCCGAGAAGCUAAAUCAUCCAGAUAAUUCCGUGAAAGCACCGCGUUCAUCGGCAGCACCACUAGUUCAAAUCAUUGUAAGGAGAUUUUGAUUUUCGACAAUCAUGUCACUGUUUUUGUUGUAUUGUUUCCUUUCCCCCCUGCCCUCUAAUUUCUUCUUCGUGUCGUGUGUACCAUGUAUUUAUUUGUUGGCAAACGAUUGUUUGUUGAUUACAAUAGCACUGUUCCUGUAACAAACAGCACUGCUCCAGUCCCCCACUGCGUUACCGUGUAAGGCACCCGUGUACUUCAAAAAAAAAAAAAAAAAGUGAGGUGAACUGAUCUGUG